AUGUCAAGCUCAGCUCACGAUCUUCGCCAGCGGCGGGCCGCCAGUCCAGUGACCACGAACACCGACUUCAGUACGGAUACGUUCGACUCCGACGCAGACGACGGAGGUUCCCAUGCGGAGACCGUCGAACCAGCCUUUGGCAUUACCCCAUAUAGACUCGUCGGCGCUCUCAUCAGCCUCUCGAUCGGCGUCGCGAAGGUCAUCGCAGCGGUGCUCACGCACUCGUUCGACGUCGUAGACGUCGUUAUCAUGCUCCUUGCGCCAGCGGUCUUAUACGUACUCGAGUAUGCGAAGUCAAGUGUCAAAGCACCUGGGCCCAUCUGGUGGUUCUUCCACCAUGAGAUCGGAUUUCGACGUGUCAGCCGCCAGCAGGUAUCCAGAAAUAAGCAGCAAACAGCUCUACCGCCUAGUCCGGUCAAAGUCGUGUACGAGAAUGGAUACGAUCAGCAUGUCGCAAGCUACAGCGCGAUGCUGCACAAUUACCUACAGCGCGACCAGCGCACUUCGGCCCCGGAGAUCGUCUACGUCGACGAGAUGUCCGGCGAGCCGCACGAGCCUACAUGGAGCGCGACAUGUACAGUGGCUCAGCUAGAUGUAGCGGGGAAAGGGAGCGGCAAGACGAAGACACAGGCGCGACACAUGGCCGCCAGGAGCGUCCUUGUCAAGCUGGGCGUGCUUUCUGCAAGUUCAACAUGA
Messenger RNA from Peniophora sp. CBMAI 1063, 696 nucleotides. The record is from the annotation of a GenBank genome assembly. Lineage: Eukaryota; Fungi; Basidiomycota; Agaricomycetes; Russulales; Peniophoraceae.